This is a messenger RNA of Daucus carota subsp. sativus, 1327 nucleotides long. RefSeq lists its product as uncharacterized. The transcript has 4 exons. The record is from RefSeq and is a predicted model, not a curated record. Bases 131 to 1066 code for a protein of 311 amino acids. Lineage: Eukaryota; Viridiplantae; Streptophyta; Magnoliopsida; Apiales; Apiaceae.
ACCACAACUAACCAAAUAAGUCAUUUGCUGAUGGAACAUUUGGUACUAUCACAAGCCAGACAUGAUCUAGCACUUGUAAGAACUUGAACACAACUCCACUUUACUCAACUCACAAGUCUCAAACAUCUUCAUGGCAAUCAGCCUAGUGACCUUAUUCGGCGGAAUUAUUCGCCGUACCCUCUCUGCAGCCAGCCUCUCCUCCCAAACCAUCGCGAUCGACGAUGAAACCACCAUCCAUUUCUGGUCACCUAAGCCAACCACCACUAGCAGCUCAACUGCCAAACCUCCCCUUCUUCUGAUCCACGGGUUCGGGCCUCAUGGCGUGUGGCAAUGGCAACAGCAGAUAAAUUUUUUCGCCAAGUCUUAUAGCCUUUACAUUCCGAAUUUAGUGUUUUUUGGGGGCUCCUACUCGACGUCGUCAGAGAGGUCAGAGAUUUUUCAGGCCAGGGCGAUGGGGAAGCUGAUGGAGAAGGUGGGAGUGGAGAAGUACUAUGUAGUUGGGACUAGUUAUGGUGGAUUUGUGGCGUUUCGGAUGGCAGAGAUGUGGCAGGACAGGGUGAUGAAGGUUGUGAUAGCAAAUUCCGCGGUAAAUGGUUUAUUGAGUGAUAGUAUGGAAUUGGUGAAGAGAGGUAAGGUGGAGAAGAUUGAGGAUUUGAUAAUGCCAGAGAAGGCGUCGGAGCUGAGGAAGCUGAUGAAUCUGUCUGUCUUUCGUCGUGCUUAUGUGCCUGAUUUUAUUUUGAACGAUUUCAUUAACAGGCUGUACAGCAAAAACAGGAAGGAGAAGCUGGAACUCUUGAGGGGGCUAACCAUCGGAUGGGAUGAUAUCAUGAAAGCAUCUCCUCUUCAACAGGAGGUGCUGAUAGUCUGGGGAGAACAUGACAAGAUAUUUCUGUUGGACCUUGCAAUGGAGCUCAAGAAGGUUCUGGGGAAGAAUGUAAAACUGAAAGUGAUCAAGAAUGCAUCACAUAUUCCCCAAGUUGAGAAUGCAUGGAAGUUCAACAACAUUAUUGAUACUUUCUUAAGGGACUCUCCAGACCAAGGCUUAUCUCUUAUGUCCAAACUUUAGCUAGGGGUUAUAUAUACUACUAAUUUCUUGAUGUAUAUCCAGUGAUGAAUUAUUCCAGAUUGGAUCAUGCUUAGUUCAUAUUCGAAUUUGGGCUUGAUUACCAAUUUGGUUCGAUUGAUCCGAUAAUUCUAAUAAGUACAUCUGUCGGAUCAUAGGCGUGUGUAUUUGGGAUAAAAGCCUUGUAUAUAGACAGCAUGUCACAUAUGUCAGGAAGACAUUCAAUAAAAAUCACAGAAUAAUUUUUAAUUUUAAUAAUAUUAU